Molecule: messenger RNA, 201 nt
Organism: Aureococcus anophagefferens
Lineage: Eukaryota; Pelagophyceae; Pelagomonadales; Pelagomonadaceae
Exons: 1
Coding region: 1-201 (66 amino acids)
Biological process (GO): maturation of SSU-rRNA; translation; ribosomal small subunit assembly
Cellular component (GO): ribosome; cytosolic small ribosomal subunit
Molecular function (GO): structural constituent of ribosome
Source: RefSeq, a predicted model, not a curated record
AUGGAUACCGCUCCCAUCAAGCUCGCGAAGAUCAACCGCGUGUUGGGCCGCACGGGCAACACGGGUAACGUGACCCAGGUGCGCGUCGAGUUCAUCGACGACCCGAACCGCUCCAUCAUCCGCAACGUCAAGGGCCCCGUGCGCGAGGGCGACAUCCUCUGCCUGCUCGAGUGGGAGCGCGAGGCCCGGCGACUCCGGUAA